This is a messenger RNA of Kickxella alabastrina, 1055 nucleotides long. RefSeq lists its product as uncharacterized. NCBI's taxonomy places the organism in Eukaryota, Fungi, Kickxellomycota, Kickxellomycetes, Kickxellales, Kickxellaceae. Bases 430 to 975 code for a protein of 181 amino acids. The record is from RefSeq and is a predicted model, not a curated record. The transcript has a single exon.
AUUUUCCUCUUUAUUCUGGGCAUUUUGAGUAUUAUUUUAAAUUUGCACUCUUAUUCUUAUUCUUAUCAGCAUUUUCUAUUUUAUUGCCUACGCUUUUAUAACACUUGACACACUUUUGUGUGCAAAUAUACACCCAUUCGCGCUGUCAACCGCACUUCCACUAUUUGUCUUGGUUGUAUUACGUCGCACCUUUUUAAUAUAUUGUCGCUCAAGUCUACGAGGCCUUCAUAUCAGCACCAGCACGUUCAUUCACGCACGCAUCCACGCUAUAACUGACAUCCAUUUGUUUAUUUAGCCAAUUGUUAAACGCAAUUCAAGCAUUUAACGCUGUCAACCAGCAAGUAGACCAUAUCUGGGUAUUCGGAAAAAAAACUGUUUUGCACGAUACAAACAAAUAUAUAAAUUUGGGCCGUCAAAAUAAAAACUACAAUGGAGGGCGGAAAGCAAUUUUUGCCACAUGUCGGCUGUUCUGAAAACACCAGGCAGACAAACACCGCAGCCGGUGCCACACACAAUACCUAUUUGCAUCUCCGGUUGGAGCCAUCUCUAUCGUCCUCGCUGAUGGACAUUUUUGAUAUUUUCGUUUACCCAGUGAUUUUGUCUCCAAGCAUACCCAGCACACCACCGCCUACUUACGAGCCUCCACCACCUUCCUACCCGUCGCCACAUUCCUUGUCUACCACUUCAAUAAGCACGCUUGAUCUGGACCGAGUUACCGAAUUUCUAUCCGGGCUGAACAAUGUGGAUUCAAUAAGCAUUGCGGCCAGCGAUAUGUAUAUAGAAGAAGAAUACAGCUACGACAGUGGUUUUGGCGGUUCUGGAUCCAGUAUCAGUGGCCACUCUAAUGCUUCGAGACUACAAAGCCAGUUGUCGUUGAGUCUGUUAGUUUACGAGCUCCUUGUCCACCAGUCAACAUUGUCUAGGUCGUCGUCCAGAGAGUCGUUAAUGACAUUAUCGCCAGAUAUUUUCGACUAAAGUUUCUCAUUGCAUUUAUUCACGCAUUUUCUAAUUGUCUUGUACAUUUCGGUUUUAUUUCAAUAUAUUCACAUGCCCAC